AUGGAAAACUCUUCUUUCGGGUUCAGCUCCGAGUUAACCUUGGAUCCUUUUGUCAUUCCACCCGGAGGAAAGUAUCCCAUAUUUUUUCUUGGUAUUGUGAUUUAUGUUUUCAGCAUAUUUUGCAACAUCAUCUUGUUGACUUUGAUCAUUCUGAAGAAGAACCUUCACAAGCCCAUGUAUUUCAUCCUGUUUAGUCUUCCCCUCAACGAUCUGAUUGGCAUAACUGCAAUGCUACCAAAAGUACUUUCAGACAUUGUUACAGAGACAAACAAGAUUUACUAUCCUCUCUGUGUUUUACAAGCAUUCUUGCUUCACAUGUACGGAGGUGGAAUUUUGUUCAUUCUCGCAGCAAUGUCUUUUGAUCGUUAUACUGCCAUCUGCAUGCCGUUACGCUACAGCUCUAUUAUGACCCCCAGACUCAUUAUCUGUAUUAUCUCUGUAGUUUGGGCUCUUGACUUUGUCUUGAUUUUAUUAUUGUUCUCUUUACAGACCAGACUACCCAGGUGCAAAUCUAUUAUUAUGAAUGUGUUCUGUGAUAACCCAUCACUACUGAAGCUCACAUGUGGAAACACUAUGGUCAAUAAUGUCAUAGGUUUAUUUAACACAGCCGUCAUGCAAGUGUUAAGUGUGUCCAUCCAGAUGUUUUCCUAUGUGAAGAUACUGAUCACGUGUGUGGUUUCAAAGAGGUCUGAAGCAAAGAUUAAAGCUGUCAACACAUGUGUUGCACAGUUGGUUAUAUUAGUCGUAUUUGAGAUUGCGGGAACUUUCACAAUUUUAUCUCACAGGUUCAAAAAUGUCUCUGCUGACUUGCAAAAGAUAAUGGGCAUGCUAAUCUUUCUCGUACCUCCGCUUCUGAAUCCAAUCGUAUACGGGCUGUAUACAAGCGAAAUACGAAACACUCUCCUAAGAGUCUUAAAAAGGAGAAGAGCGACCGUCUGA
Molecule: messenger RNA, 939 nt
Organism: Scatophagus argus
Lineage: Eukaryota; Metazoa; Chordata; Actinopteri; Scatophagidae
Product: olfactory receptor 1-like
Exons: 1
Coding region: 1-939 (312 amino acids)
Biological process (GO): G protein-coupled receptor signaling pathway
Cellular component (GO): membrane
Molecular function (GO): G protein-coupled receptor activity; olfactory receptor activity
Source: RefSeq, a predicted model, not a curated record